AUGGACGAAACGUCACAUCUUCCAAAUGGGAGUUUGAAGAACUUGGAGUUUACGCCUGUGGGAUUCAUCAAAUCUAAGCAAAACUCUGCGCAAACACAGGCCGCAUCACCCACUAGGGUACCGAACUUUAGUGGUGGUGAUGGUGAUAAUGAAAACGAAGGCCCAGCCAGGAAAAAGCAAAGAAGGAGCAUUGAUGAUACCAUUGAUUCAAUACGGCUGUUUAGCGAAGCCUCACAAUUCGAUGAUAGUUUUCCGGAAAUCAAAGCCAAUGUCCCACCCAGUUCAAGAUCAGGAAACGUUGACAAAAGCCGCAAGAGAAACUUAAUUGAUGACUUGAAGAAGGAUGUGCCAAUGUCCCAGCCUUUAAAAGAACAAGAAGUCAAAGAACACCAAUUGAAGAAAGAGCGAUUUGAGCGUGCGCUAGAAAGUAAGCUACUAGGAAACAGACACGUAACAUACGCUCAAUCCGAUCUUUCUAGUAAAGAAGUAUACAUAAAUGAAAUCAAGAGCUUGAAGCACGAAAUCAAGGAAUUGAGAAAGGAGAAAAAUGAUACUCUUAAUAAUUAUGAUAAUCUUGAGGAAGAAACGGACGAUUUGAGAAAUAAAUUACAGGAACUAGAAAAGGAACUAGAUGUAAAAAACAGAAUGGUUAAUUCAAGAGAGGCUGAGGAUCAUUCUGGAUGCAUAGAAGAGCGUGAAAAGAUCGAAAGAAAAUUGAACGACUUAGAAAAAAAGUUUAAGACCGUGAACGAUCAAGUACGCGAACUGGAGAAUAGAGCUAAUGUACAAAAAUCAGAGUUGAAAUCCAAAGAAGAUCAGUUAAAGGAGUCAAUGAAUCAAUUAAACGAGUUUAAAAACAAUACAGAUGAAAAUGUUUCGCAAUUGGAAUCUAAAAGAAUCGAAUUGAGGAACCUAACAAAUCAACUGAAUGCGCUGAAAAAUGAGUCAGAUGAGAAGGAUUCGCAAUUGCAACAAAAGGAAAGCGAAUUAAAAAGGCUAACAAAUAAAUUAAAUGAGCUCGAAAAAAGGUUGAAUGAAAACAGUUCUCAAUCCUCUGCGAAGGAAAGCGAAUUAAAGGAAUCUAAAAGCCAAAUAACUGAGCUAGAAGAAAAGAUAAACAAAAAAAAUUCACAAUUGGAGACAAAGGAAAAUGAAUUAAAGUCAUUAAUGGCUCAACUAACCCAGUUGGAGAAUAGACUCAAUCAGAAAGAUUCUCAGUUGGGCUCGAAGGAGGAUGAAUUGAAAACUAUCAACGAAAAAUUACAAAGAGAUAUUAAGAUUGCAAGACAGGAAACUGCCUCGAAAGACGAACGCAUAUAUGCCUUGCAAAUGAAAAUUCAAAACUUGGAAAAUGACCUAUCUAUGAUGAAAAAAACGCAUAAUGAGUCUAAAUCUGUCACCAAUGAUGAAUUGGAAUCUAAAAGUAAAGUUAUCAAAAUUUUAGAAACCGAUUUGGAGGUUGCGCAGGAGAAAUACUUAAAGUUACAAAGUGAACUUAAGGAGAGAGAAAACAGGUAUAAAAUUUCCGAAUCAAACUUGGAAGAUGAAAAUAUCAGGUUGAAUGAAAGAAUCUCAGACUUAGCAAGAGAAAACUCACGACUGAAAAGUACAGUAGACGAUAAGUCGACUGCUGUGUACCGUAUGAAAGAGAGUUACGAGGCACGAUUAGAUUCAUUACGGAAAGAAGUCGAAGAAUAUAAGGUAAAUGCGGAAAAGUCUGAGUCUAAGGUUGAAGAAUUAAGAAUCAUGAUUACAGAAAACUCAGCAAGAGUAUCAGAAAAAAGAUCAAAAGAGAUGAAAGAGAAAGAGAGAAAAAAUAAGGAACUCACCGAUAAUUUAAAAAUGCAAGAAGAUGAAAUAAGCUCAUUGAAAGCAAUGAUAGAAAAAUACAAGAAAGAAUUUAGUCAAUCAAAGUCUGAACAGAGUAAUAUUCAACGUACUUUAAAUUUGCAAAUACUAAAUCUGGAAAAUAAACUAAUUGAGAGCGAAGAUGAAUUAAAAUCGCUAAGGGAUUCUCAAGAAACAGAGAUAGAUAACUGGAAAAGAAAAUACAACAACCUCUCUUUAGAAAACGACAGGUUGUUAGAAGAAAAAGCUUCUGCAUCAGACAAAGAGCAUGAAGUAUCUAUUUUGAACAGAAAAAUCGAUGAAUUAGAAAAAGAAAAAUGGAAUUUGCAGGCAUCUAAGGAAAAAUAUAAACACGAACUGCAGAAAGUAAUCACUGCUAAUGACCGUUUGAGAAGAGAGAAAGAGGAAUUGAAUGAAAACAGUGGCACUAUUCGUAUGAUGGAAGAAAAAAUGGCCAGAAUAAAAAAGAACUAUCUAAGUGAGAUUACAUCUUUACAAGACGAAAACAGAAAGCUUGAAGAACGCCUCAUACUGAAUGAGAGACAAAAAGAUGAUAAUUCAAUCGUGCAACUAAGCGACUUUGUAAGUUACUAUAAGUUGAAAUAUCAUUCAGAAGUAAGACAUAAUAACGACCUAAAAGUAAUCAAUGAUUACUUGAACAAAGUGUUGGCUUUGAGUACUCGCCGCUUAAGAUUGGACACAAGGAAAGGUGAACAUAGUUUGAACAUUUCGAUCCCGGAUGAUGACGAGUUAGACCGUGACUACUAUAAUAGUCAUAUUUAUACAAGAUAUCAUGACUAUGAUUACCCUCUGAGAUUCAAUUCAAACAGGAGAGGCCCAUAUUUUGAGCGCCGCUUAAACUUCAAGACAGUUGCUCUUUUGGUGCUUGCUUGCGUUAGGAUGAGGAGAAUUGCAUUUUACAGGAGAUCAGACGAUAUUAGGCUGAGGACACUAAGAGACAAAAUUGAGAGUGAUAGUGGACGUAUAUCGUGGUGA
Molecule: messenger RNA, 2844 nt
Organism: Saccharomyces kudriavzevii IFO 1802
Lineage: Eukaryota; Fungi; Ascomycota; Saccharomycetes; Saccharomycetales; Saccharomycetaceae
Gene: SPC110
Product: Spc110p
Exons: 1
Coding region: 1-2844 (947 amino acids)
Source: RefSeq, a predicted model, not a curated record